Messenger RNA from Exaiptasia diaphana, 1750 nucleotides. RefSeq names its product neurofilament medium polypeptide. The record is from RefSeq and is a predicted model, not a curated record. The coding region runs from base 281 to 1750 and encodes 489 amino acids. Lineage: Eukaryota; Metazoa; Cnidaria; Anthozoa; Actiniaria; Aiptasiidae. The transcript is spliced from 3 exons.
AAGUCCAUCACUUCAAGACACCUUGCUCCAUUACACAAUCGAUCAUAUUUGCCAGUUCGGAAGCUGCACCAUAUAUGACCCGCUGAAAUUUUUUAUCAUAACAACUAUCCAUGAUUACUAGGAAAUAUCAGAGAACCCAGGACACAUUGUAGCUGGCAUUCUUCAGUUUUAUUUGCCAUUGAUCUUUGGAAAUCACAUGAACGAAGAUAAUUGCUUUGUCGUGGACGUGAUCUGAGUCAGUCAAUACUUUGCUUCCAAACCUUAUUAAAACUCAGAUAUAAUGACUGACGACACAAAGGAAAACACAGAAACAGAUGUUAAACAGACUAUUCUACCAAAUGAAGGUUCUGUAAAUGUGGAGCCAAUGACAAAAGAAAYGAAUGAUGAAUCAACUCCAAUCACUACAGAUGUCAAAGAGAAUGAAGAAAAUAACCAGACUUCUGAGAAUAAUGCAGUUGACGAAACAAAUGUAGAAACUGCCAAGGAAACAGAGGACAAGAGUAAGACAAAUACUGAAGGUGAAGCAACAGUUACCGACUCCUCUGAUAAUAAACCAAGUGAAGAUAAACAAGGAAAAGGUAGUGAAACACCAACAGAAAAGCAGGUAGAACCGAAUGAAACAGUUGAUCAAGAAAAUACAGAGAAACCUACAGAGCAGGAGAAAAGCACUGAAGAUCAAAAACCUUCAGCUGAAAAGACAGACUCUGAAGCAGAUAAGCCUGAGCCAGCCAAGGAAGGAUCACAGCCAAAUGUACAAGAUGAAAGCUUGUCUUCCGAAGGAAAACCUGAAGAAAAAGAUGUUGAGGCAGUGGAAACUAAACAAGUUGAAGAAGACAAACCAGCAGAGGCUGAAUYAAGCAAUAAAGAAUCUGAACAAGSCGAGGCAGGACAGUCUGCAGAAGUCAAUGCAGUAGAUAGUAAACCUGAACAAGUUGAGGAAGAAGAGCAGGAGAAGACAGCAACAACAAAUGAAAAUGAGCCAGAGAAGGCUCAAGAGACUGCCAGUGAAUUAGAACCUGAAAAAGAAACAGGUGAGGGMCAAGAAAAACCAGUUGAACAAGUUGAAGAAGAAGACAAGUCAACACAAAAUAAACUAACUGAACCCGAAAAACCAGUUGGAGAAGAAGAAAAACCUGUUGAACAAGUUGAGGAACAAGGCAAACCAACAGRAAAUGAAUCAGAAUCUGGGAAAGUUGUGGAAGCUGAAGAACAAGAAAAGCCUGCAGCUGAAGAAGUUGAAGAACAAGGCAAAUCAACAGAAAAUGAGUCUAAACCUGAAAAUCCAGUUGGAGAAGAACAAGCAAAGCCAGUUGAACAAGCAUCAUCAGAAGGACAAGGCAAAUCAACAGAAAAUGAGUCUAAACCUGAAAAUCCAGUUGGAGAAGAACAAGCAAAGCCAGUUGAACAAGCAUCAUCAGAAGGACAAGGCAAAUCAACAGAAAAUGAGUCUAAACCUGAAAAUCCAGUUGGAGAAGAACAAGGAAACCAAGACCUUUCUUGGCAUCAAAAACAACAUGAUAUGGAAAGAGAUUUAGAAACAUCUGACAGGAAAGUCAAAGAUCUGCAACUACGACUAAARCGAUCAACAAARGAUAGUCAAUUUAAAGAUGACCGCAUAAACUACCUGGAAAGGGAAGUUGAGGACCUGAAAGAACGCUUAAAGAAAGCUGAGGACACUUCUGUAAAUAAUAAUGGUAUAUCAGCRGAAGCGCAAAGACCUAAGUCUUCUUCAGUGUGUGUGAUACUAUAG